AUGGCGGAUGACCACGAGGAGAGUGCAGUGUUCAAACAGCUUUUCAUCAUGUUGGUUAAAUUUCAAUAUCAAGGUGUGAAGAAAUUUGUAAAACUGAACAGUGAUAGUACGUUCCAAGACUUUCUCACUGAAGCAAGAACUGCAGCUCUUGAGGUCUUUGAUACAGUGGAAGAGGACAUCUUCCAUGAAUUGAUUGAAGGCAGUCCACAUUUAUGCCUAACAGUAAGAUGUCUGGAAGAGAAUAUUUCUGCUGGUUUGUGUGAGGAGUUUUCACCCACAAGAUCGUCAACACCCAGCACAUGCACGGAUACUCUUUCACUCUCUUCAACUGACCAUGAAGAGACAGAGAGAGCAGUGCAUAUUCAAGCCAAAAUGGCCAGCAACAGUUUUAACAUAGACUCUGAAAAGGCAAAACGGUUUAAUCAGGACUUUGCUCUGCUCUUCAAUGCUGAAACAUCCAACAAGUUUCUUGAACGGUGGGAGACAGCAUUCAAGCAAAAGAUCAUCAAUGAAGCCCAGUCUCUAACUUCAACAGCAGAAAUUCAGUGUCUUCUCAAUGCAGCAUGUGGACAAGGUUCUGAAAAUGGUUGGCAUAAUUUGUGA
This is a messenger RNA of Carassius gibelio (silver crucian carp), 603 nucleotides long. RefSeq lists its product as uncharacterized. The record is from RefSeq and is a predicted model, not a curated record. The transcript is spliced from 5 exons. The coding region runs from base 1 to 603 and encodes 200 amino acids. Lineage: Eukaryota; Metazoa; Chordata; Actinopteri; Cypriniformes; Cyprinidae.